Messenger RNA from Penicillium bovifimosum, 1359 nucleotides. RefSeq lists its product as uncharacterized. Lineage: Eukaryota; Fungi; Ascomycota; Eurotiomycetes; Eurotiales; Aspergillaceae. The record is from RefSeq and is a predicted model, not a curated record. The coding region runs from base 1 to 1359 and encodes 452 amino acids. The transcript is spliced from 2 exons.
AUGCUGAGCCGACAGGAUACGUUUCCCACCGGUACUCCGUCAACUUCGAAGAAACGGGCUUCGCCCAAACAAUCAAGACAUGCUCCAGGCCCCCUCCAAGAACCACCAUCAUCAUCUCGCAAACAGCCGCAACCAAAGUCAACACCACUGCGGCCAGACAUUUUCAAGGCCCCUGGGCGCGAUGGCAUUGAAUCAAUUGAUUUGACAGGGGAGGUUGAUCGUUUCACUUCAUCGUCAGAUACUAUCUUGCUCGGUGAGCCCCGCGGUUCGUGGGCAGAAGACAGCACGCCAUGUGCAAUUCGUGAGAAACGCGGCAAGAAACGCAAGAGUGACGAAUAUACAUCCGAUCUUCUAUCACCAUCGAAACACACGGCGAAAGUGCGAACUCCCUCGAAAGCGUCCCGGUCUCCAGCUGCUAGAGACAUGUUUCCAAGAGAGCCCACACCUUCACGACACACGACACAAACGACCCACAUGAGCGCAGCGAAACAACCUGGACAUGAUCCGCUAGUUGCUCCACGCAGUAAUCGAAAGCGGAUAAUUGCAGACUCGGAUGAUGACGAGGAUUUCUUAUGCGACUGGGCUGAUGCCGAAGAUCUCGCCGAUGAAAUGGUUCUGGAUGUUGAGGAGAGCCUUUACCCAAUACUUCCUGAGAUGAGUCCAGCGGCAGAUGAAAAGAACGCCGACACCAACCAUGCGCUCUCAGAGUCUACGCCAAAAGCACCUUCGCCACCUGCGCAACCAUCGACUCAGCCCAAUAAAAGGCCCGCUGCACAAGACCCUCUUCCGUCCACCCCAUGGUCUAAACCUUUCAGUUCACAACAAAAGGAUCCGAAUGUUUCGAAGUUUUUGAACCUUGGUAGCAACGCCUUUGGACAUGCAAUUUCCAAAUUGAGGGCUACUCUGCAAAAGAAUUCCGAGAUAGUUUAUCAACAAGCCAUGGAGGGUCAGCCAAUGCCAGAAUUGAUUGCCGAGAACAAGACCCUAGUUUCUCAGAUCGAGGCAAUCGAAUUAUUACGAGAACAUCAAAAUACGCACCAGGCCAGCGUGUCUCGCAGGCAGGAUCUCAAACAGAAUUUGAUACAAGCAAUCUCACGGGGUGAAGAUCCAACCAGUAUGCCCGAAGAACUCGCGCAGAGCCGAGCAGUUGAGGCAGAGUUGGAGCAAACAGAGACAAAGAUUUCCCAGCUUCUUUCCCAAGUCGAUAUACUCGAUUUGGCACACGAUUGUCCCUCCGAUCCUACUCCCAUGGAACACACUCAGCCAGCCUCCACAGACCGCACACUCGCGCGGGAGCCACCCCCCUUUCUCUUCUUUCCAUUCUUCACGGACCGACUCAACAUCGGAACGCCACGGUGA